Molecule: messenger RNA, 2707 nt
Organism: Carassius carassius (crucian carp)
Lineage: Eukaryota; Metazoa; Chordata; Actinopteri; Cypriniformes; Cyprinidae
Gene: anapc5
Product: anaphase promoting complex subunit 5
Exons: 17
Coding region: 332-2614 (760 amino acids)
Biological process (GO): anaphase-promoting complex-dependent catabolic process; protein K11-linked ubiquitination; positive regulation of mitotic metaphase/anaphase transition
Cellular component (GO): anaphase-promoting complex
Molecular function (GO): protein binding
Source: RefSeq, a predicted model, not a curated record
GAAACGUAAACGGAACUGGAGGGUAUUUUGAAGAAACAUCUCCGUCAGAUGGUUAGCAAAGGAUCCGUGUCAAUAUGUUCAAUAUGAUUACUAACCUAACACAUCGAACCUAGUUAUUAUUAUAGAUUUCCACACGUAAGAAAGGUUUCAAAGUGCCACUAUUGCAUCUGAAACGCCGUUGAUGUUUCACCUUGUCACCAAUAUAAUGUAGGCUAGAUUAGUUUAGCUUAUCCCAUAACAGCAAAGUUAUUAUCGUUUUUAAACUAAAGAAUUUACUGCACCGAUACAUUUAAUUUAGCUGAUCCUUGAGGAAUAUAAGUCCAGAGAGGCCAUGGCCAGUGUGCAUGAAAGUUUGUAUUUCAACCCCAUGAUGACGAAUGGGGUGGUCCAUGCCAAUAUCUUCGGGAUUAAGGAUUGGGUCACUCCAUAUAAGAUCUCAGUGUUAGCUUUACUGCACGAGAUGUCCACCACCAAACCAAUGGCGCUUCUGGACAGACGACGCCUGAAUAAACUCAUCCUGCCUUUACAACAGGGUCCAGAUUUGACUCUGGAGCAGUUUCUGAAGAUAGUAGAGGAGUGCUGUCUUCGCAUGGUCAAUGCUGUGAAACACAGGUUGUUUUUGAUGGCUGAUGGAGAGUUGCAGGACAUGGAGCACUUUUUUACCAUCCUGCCCAGUGCUUUCAGUGACUCGGAGGCAUUCAAAACUAGUGUUGUUGGUCUGUUCAUGCGUCAGAUGCUGCUGGCCUACAACAAACUGUCCUUCAGUCAGGUGUAUAAGCUGUACAAGUCCCUGCAGCAGUACUGCCAUCGUGGCAGUCAGCCUGAACUGUCGGCUCUGCCCACAGAAGACAUGGAGCUGACGAGCAAUGAGGAUCCCAGCGCUGACCACAUAGACAAAGACGAGCUGGACACAGUGUCUCUUCACCAGUCCGAACUGAGAUCUGACGAGAGCCGAGGUCCUUUAUCUCAAAAACAAGCAGAAUACUUCCUUGCACGACAGGCGUACCUCCUUAAGAAUGAUGAAAACAAGGCCAUGUCGCCGGCUAAACUACAGGACGAGCUCAACAACAUUCUCAAAUUCAAUCCUGACUUUGCUGAAGCUCAUUACCUCAGCUAUCUGAACAGCAUUCGAGUUCAGGAUAUCUACAUCUCCACUCACAGCCUCCUGCACUACUUUGACCGCCUCAUUCUCUCCGGUGGAGAGGGGAAGAGCAAUGGAGAGGAAGGCUAUGGCCGCAGUUUGCGCUAUGCUGUCCUGAAUCUGGCAACCUUGCACUGUCGCUUCGGACACUAUCAACAGGCUGAUUUGGCUCUACAGGAAGCGAUCCGCAUUGCACAGGAAGCAAAUGACCAUGUGUGUCUUCAACAUUGUCUGAGUUGGCUCUACACACUGGAACAGAUGAAAGGAUCUGAUAGUGUGGUAUUAACUGAAGACUCUGUGAAAAUUGCAGCUCACUUUUGUCUCCCUUAUUUGGCAUCUCUAGGCAUUCAGUCUCUGGUCCAGCAGGGAGCAAAGCAGGGCAUGCCGGCCAACAAGCUGCUGGACGCCCUGCGAGGAACCGACAUCAUGCACUGGAAGCAAAGCCUCUCAGAGCUGAUAGAAAUCAGUCUGGCACAGACCACCUCUAUAUGGAGGAUGUAUGGCAAAAGCACUAUGGCCCGGCAGCAGGCUCAGCUCCUGUUGAAUAUGAACAGUCUGGAGCCGGUGAACUUUAGUGUGCAGCAGAACAACACUGAGGCCUUUGCCGUCGCUCUUUGCCAUCUGGCUGAACUACACGCUGAGCAGGGUCUUUAUGCUGUUGUGAGUGACAUCAUGAAACACUUGAAGCAGCAGUUUCCUCCUCACACCCAACAUGCCAAACUUUGGAUGUUGUGUGAUCUGAAAAUUCAAUUUGAGAAGGCUAUGAAUGAUGGGAAAUAUCACAUGGCUGAGCCCCAUGUCACAGCUAUCUCAGCCUUAAACAGCACCGAGGGAUUGUACAGGAAAGCGCAGCUGCUGAAAGCUCUGAAUCAAGCGACCGAAGCCUCUCAGAUUCUCCAGCAGCUGCAGCAGCAGUGUGAGAAGAGUAAGAACAUAGAGAUGUCCAUCAGGGUGAUGCUGGCCUCGGCAGAACUUCACUGGGACUCGUCUGGUUUCGCGACAGCUCUGCCGUUACUCUUACAGGCUCUUGCUCUGUCACGCCAACACAACCUCCAGAGCUUGACCUCAGAGACGCUGUUACACCUGGCAUUUACACAGCUGAUGUUGGGGAUCCCUGAGCAGGCUCUUGUGCUGGUGCAGGACGUGCUGGAGUCAGUUUUGGCUCACGGGUCUCUGAUGGACAAGGGCAGAGCUCUGCUGCUGGCCGCUCGCUGUCAGAUGGCUUUAGCAGGAGCUGCUGCACAGGAACACAGACUGACUGGACUGGAACAAGCCGUGCACACUUUGGAUGAGGCAGCUGUGUAUUUCUCUCAGCUUGACUGUAAGGAGCGUAUAAGAGACAUACACUACCUACAGGCACGCCUGCAUCACACUCUAGGAAACAGCUCUCAGCGCAACAAAUGCUCCAUGCUCUUCCGCCUGCUGGAUCAGGAGCUCCCAUCGUCCGGGAUGACUGUGGUCAAUCAUCUUUAGGAAACCUCAGCUGCUGCGGUUCAUGAACGACACCAAACACUGUUGCCUGUACCGUGUGCAUAAAGGAAAUAAAUGUUUCUGUGUAUGUAAAAA